Messenger RNA from Colletotrichum karsti, 1641 nucleotides. RefSeq lists its product as uncharacterized. The transcript has a single exon. The record is from RefSeq and is a predicted model, not a curated record. Bases 1 to 1641 code for a protein of 546 amino acids. NCBI's taxonomy places the organism in Eukaryota, Fungi, Ascomycota, Sordariomycetes, Glomerellales, Glomerellaceae.
AUGAGUGGACCAGCCGUCGCCGCCGCUCUUCGGUGGUACGAAGACAAGCCCAAACUCAAUCUCGUACCUCAUCUAGAAGCAGAUGAUCCCCAGGGCAGCUCACAAUUGCCCCAACCCGAGGCAGAGAUUGAGGACACCAUUGCUGAACACUCCGUCAACUUCAAAACUCAGGAUCGUUCGGAUCAAAACAGCCACGUCAUUGUCCGAAUCGAGAAGCGUGUUCAUGGAGGGCCGGACCGCGCCACUCAAUCUUUCCUGGGCAAAGUCAUCAAGACGCCGUCGGCUGCCCACAAUGUGGACUCCAAGGAUCGCGCCAAAAUCUACUUGGGCCAGUUCCUUCUCGUCAAGGUCAUCGACGCCGAAUUCUUCCAAGUCGACCCAGAGUACGCCUAUAUGGUGACACCUGCCUCUCAGAGAGCUGAUGAGAGGUUCGUUGAAGAAGCCUCCGCUCUCCGCCAUUUGCACGGCAAAGAGUUCACUGGGUUUCCGCACAUCAUCCCCCGUUUCUACGGUACAUGGGUCCACGAGACUGGAGAGGGCAACAGCAAGAGAGAUAUCCGUGUCAUACUCACGGAGUACAUCUGGGGCCAUUCCAUUGAGUUCUUGUCCAAUUACCAACGCCGCGAGGGUUGCCUGAUUCCCCUCGCUGGCGAGCAAGACCUGCCAACCGCCCACGACAAGUCCGAACCGCUCGUUGUGGAUGAGCGAACCCGCCUUAGAAUUCUCAAGCACCUCCUCGACGAUUACGUCGAGCUCCUGCGCACUGGCGUUAAGCGAACUGGUUUGCAGGCUCGCCAAAUCAUGAUCACUCUGAACGACGACGACGGAAAUAAGCUGCCCCAACCCCGACCGAUGCUGCUCCGACACAAGCUUACGAGGGUGUCUUCUGCGACGGUAUGGGCAAGAAUGCAAGAAUGGUCAGCUGAGAAUCCCUGCGCGAAAUUUGAUAAGCCUUUGCACCCCUUCGAGAUCUGCACGUGGGAUUUCAUCUCGGACCUCGUUGGCUGGCUUCCCGAGGAGUGGAGGCGGAGGGAGAAUGCCUUCAUGUAUGAAGGAUGGCUUCUGCUUGAGUUUGGACGAAUCGGCGAGGACGGCGAGGACAGCUCAGUCCAGGAAUACUCGACUCUUGCCACCAAGGAUCUCAUCAUGAAGUGUACGGGCAUGAGUGAUUCGUACCGCGAGAAGCGCUUGAAGGCUGCAACAGUUUACUGCAGAAAGCUGGAGAAGCAGGCAAGGCUUUACCGCGACGAGCUCGAGAAGCAUGCCAACCAGCCGCCAGAGCAAAGUACCGGAAGCAAGAGAUCAGCCGAUUCGCCGCCUGCCACGAGAAGGGCUUCGAAGAGGCUGCGGCCACAAUCAGUGAUUUCCGACCCGGCCAGCUCCAACAGCGACGAAGGCAGUCGGCGUAGUGACUCGGAUCACAGCGAGUACAGGCCUCCAUCGACCAAGCAACCUGCGAAAUCCGGACAACCGCAAGCAUUCGAUGAAAAGUACGACCUGAUAUAUGGUGGCUGCCCCGAGGAGCUUGAAAAGUCGACAGGUGAUCCAUCCAAGGAUCAGCUGGCUGCUCCGUCUGCCGAUCAACCCAUGGUCGGGGAUGAUAUGACUGAUAUCGUGCACCAUCAGAUGAUGGCCCCGUAG